AUGGGGCCUUCAUCGAGGUUGGCUAGUGAGGAAGAGCAUAUUAGUGCAUCUGCAUCCACAACACAACCGACUGGCUUUCCAGGAGGGUUGUACGAUAUGUCACUUUUGGUUAAGUACGAGCAGUAUAUUGCUAGACAUGUAUGGUUUUGUGAGGAGACAGGUCUGAAGAAAGAGCUGAAGGUUGCAGGACAUGGACUGAAGCUGACAUUGAGGGUUUCACAACAACUUCCAAAAGAUAUGGAGGGUUGGAUUUCUAAGUCUAGUAUAUCUUCACUUCCGAGAACCAGUUUGACAAAGAUAAACACAAACCUAGUUUCCGCAUUUGUAGAGAGAUGA
Molecule: messenger RNA, 336 nt
Organism: Lathyrus sativus (Indian pea)
Lineage: Eukaryota; Viridiplantae; Streptophyta; Magnoliopsida; Fabales; Fabaceae
Source: the annotation of a GenBank genome assembly